Messenger RNA from Sparassis crispa, 987 nucleotides. RefSeq names its product Steryl acetyl hydrolase 1. The record is from RefSeq and is a predicted model, not a curated record. Gene Ontology annotation, molecular function: hydrolase activity. Bases 1 to 987 code for a protein of 328 amino acids. The transcript has 5 exons. Lineage: Eukaryota; Fungi; Basidiomycota; Agaricomycetes; Polyporales; Sparassidaceae.
AUGCCCUCCAAACUCUGGCAGAAGUUGAAGGCCACGAAUUUCUUGAAAAAGAAGAAUUCGUCGCUUUCCGAUACAGCAAGAGCGGACACAACUGUAAUUGUUUCUGGCGAUACUGAAGACGGACCCGACAUGGUUCAGACAAUCCCUCCCAUUCCUGAGGAAUUCAUACGUGGCGAUGUUAAGAGCUGGGCACAGCAAGCUGGCAUUGUGCUCCAAGUGAUUAACGCGCGUUGGUGGAUGAAAGCAGGGGACGGUCUCGAGGAGGUCGACAAGGAUAACCGAUGGACUGCCCUUAACUUCCAUGGCGGAGGCUACAUGUUUGGGAGCGCUAUGAACCGAAAGGGCGGGUUUUCGCGUAUACCCAGUGGAUUUGUAGACCGCGAUAUCUUCGCACGCGUCUUGUCUGUAGAUUAUACGCUCACAGGCUCCUCUCCGGAGCGAUUAGCCUCUUUUCCCCUGCAACUUCUCGAGGGACUCUCCGCUUAUUACUAUAUGCUGCAUACGCUGAACGUCUCUCCUUCCCGAAUUAUCUUUGUGGGUGACUCUGCGGGCGCCCAUCUUGUGCUUUCGCUGGUGCGAUACAUUUUAGAAAGUCAAUGCCUUGACCCUCCAGCGGGCAUAGUACUUCUCAGCCCGUGGUGUGACAUGAGGGACCCGAAUCACCCAUCGAUACGUAAGUUUCUAGGUCAGCUUCCGCCCGAGCUCAUGCAAUCUCGGUACUUUUCUCCCGCCCUUCACGCACCGCUGCCCGGCUGGCCGCCAACAUUCAUAUCCUCCGCCGACAAUGAGCGUAUUGCCUCUUCCAUAGUAGGGCUCGAGGGCAGACUCUCUGGAGCAGGUGUUUCUGUAGACUGGCUUCAGACCGAGGGUAUCAAGGAGAACCUCAGUCAUGAUUUUUUGAUUCGGGAUGUCGUUGCGAAGGUGUGGCCAGAGAAGGUGCAGGAAUUAUGGCAGCGCCUGGGUGCCUGGGCCGCUCACUUGGCGUGA